Cadophora gregata is the source of this 2871-nucleotide messenger RNA. RefSeq names its product MutS protein msh5 (gene MSH5). The record is from RefSeq and is a predicted model, not a curated record. NCBI's taxonomy places the organism in Eukaryota, Fungi, Ascomycota, Leotiomycetes, Helotiales, Ploettnerulaceae. Bases 1 to 2871 code for a protein of 956 amino acids. The transcript is spliced from 4 exons. Gene Ontology annotation, cellular component: nucleus. Gene Ontology annotation, molecular function: mismatched DNA binding; ATP-dependent DNA damage sensor activity; ATP binding. Gene Ontology annotation, biological process: mismatch repair; chiasma assembly.
AUGGUAUACAAGCGUCGCCGAGUGGGCAGUGGAGCAUCUUCUCAUUACUCUGCUUCGUCUCGCCCACAGUCACUCUCACGAUUGAGCUCUGUUCCAAAUAAUCUUGCCGCUUCGUCCCCUGCACUUCCAUCUCUCCGUCGUCAGAACAGGAAUUUCUCGAGAGCUUCUAGUUCGCAACCAUUUGUAUUCUCCUCCCAGCGCGACCGAGAUGUUGUCCGCGCAGAAGUAUUCGAAACUGAAGCAGAAAUUGAAGCCCGUGAGAACACGGACGCUGUCAACGAGAUCAUUAUGGCGAUUGACUUGAAGGAUGGGGGCACAAUUGGAUGCGCAUACUACGCUGCCAGAGAAGAGAAGCUCUUUAUGGUGGCGGACGUCAAGAUGGCAGGUCUCGAUAUUAUCGACACUCUCAAGCUGCAUGUGCAGCCAACCGUCGUCCUGAUUAGCACUCGGUCAGAUGAAAAGCUGGAGAACCACCUUUGCAAGGAUGCUCGAGGAAUCGAUCGACGAGAUGAAGCAAAUGACAUUUUUGGCUCCUAUGUGCUUGACGCGCGCCCUGCCUCCGAGUUCUCUUCUUAUAAAGCCAAAUUAAAACUGCUCAAUCUAGACUUCGCUGGUGAUGGGCCAUCAAAUUUCGCCUUUACAACCCCUGGAGACAAUAUGGGUGGAGAUACGCCGAACGACAUGGGCAAACUCAUGAGGCUUGCAGGCUGGAUUGACCUUGAUAGUGAGCUCACGCUUGGAUGCGCAGGUGCCGUGAUGGAAUACCUAGGACGACGGAGGAGUGUUGACUACUUACCAAAUGACGAAGAAGCUCUGGUAGCCUUUCGAAUCCGUGCCGUUGAAACGUUCGCACUCUCGGAUUUGAUGUACAUCAAUACCGAUACAUUAGUAUCACUCCAGAUUAUUCAGUCUGAAAGACAUCCGAAUUCACACAUGCAAGGCCCGAACCAGGCAACCUCGGGAGCGAAGGAAAGCCUUUCUGUUUACGGGCUGUUCUCCAGACUUGCUCAUACCCCGCAAGGAAAACAGAAGCUGCGGCAAAUAUUUCUACGACCUAGUUUGGACUUACGAAUCAUCAAAGAAAGGCUGAAAACAACAAGCACAUUGCUUCAGCCAGAGAAUUCGCCUCUUCUGGACCAGAUGGUAAGAGGCUUCAAGAGGAUCAAAGACGUGCGAUCGGUCAUGGUGCACCUACAUAAAGGCACCAGUGGCAGAGGUAUCCGCAACGGUGUGUGGGCGAAUCUGCAAAAUUUCACUUUUUACUGUUUGCAAGUCCUUGAAGCUGUCAGCGAGUUGAAAGGUAGUCGGGAUCUUGUGGUCACUGCCAACAUCUUGAACCAGAUACAGGGUGCUCAUCUCACUGCAAUUGGCACCAUGAUUGAAGAAGUUGUCGAUUUUAAACAAUCAGUGGAACAGCACCGCACUGUCGUCAAACAAGGGGUUGAUGCUGAACUAGACAACAUGAAGAGAACCUAUGAUGGUCUUGACAGUAUGCUUACUCAAGUUGCCACCGAGGUCUCACAUACCGUGCCAGAAUGGGCAGCUCAAUACGUAUCCAACUGCAUUUUCUUUCCGCAACUUGGAUUUCUCACGGUUGUCCCCCUCGACCCGGAGACAGGUAAAGGAAAAUAUGAGGGUGAGGGAGUGGAGAACGAUAUAUGGGAGAGGAUGUUUACCAGUAAUGACAUGGGCUACUAUAAAAACAACAGAAUGAAAGAACUAGACGCUUUCUUUGGAGAUAUAUUUGGACUCAUUUGUGACAAGGAGAUUGAAAUCCUGCACAGCCUAGCCAUCAGAACCCUAGAGCAUGAGCAAUUUCUCUUAACUGCGUCAGAACUAUGCGGAGAACUUGAUAGUCUUGUCGCUUUAGCUUUGGGUGCGCGCAAGUACGGCUACAAUCGACCUGAGAUGACGGCUAGGAAUGUUCUACAAAUCAGAGGCGGCCGCCAUCCCUUGCAAGAGCUGACCGUUCCAGCGUACAUCGCUAAUAGCUGCUUCCUUGCUGGAGGUCCUGGAGAUGAGGAUGACGCUAGCCAUUCUGAGGAUAAUUCAGACAUCAUGUCAACAGUCAAGGACAGUACAGAAGAUCCUAGCAUGCUCAUUAUGACAGGCCCUAAUUAUUCUGGAAAAAGCGUCUAUCUCAAGCAGAACGCCUUGAUAGUUUACAUGGCUCAUAUCGGGAGCUACGUUCCUGCAGACACAGCAACAAUCGGACUGACUGAUAAGAUAUUGACGAGAAUUGCAACCCGAGAAAGUGUAUCAAAGAAUCAGAGCGCCUUCAUGAUUGAUCUGCAGCAAAUUGCUUUGGCCCUGACGCUGGCCACUAAUAGGACUCUGCUGGUGGUUGACGAGUUUGGCAAGGGCACAAAUUCCUAUGACGGUGCUGGUCUAUGUUGUGGUGUUCUUGAAUAUCUUCUCAGUCUUGAGAGACACCAGCCAAAGGUGCUCGCAGCAACCCACUUCCAUGAAAUAUUCGAAAAUGGAUACUUACUGGAGAAGCCUGAGUUGUCCUUUGGCCACAUGGAAGUUCGUGUGGAUCAUGUCGCUGAAGCCAUUGAAGACCAGGUCACGUACCUCUACAAUUUCGUGCCGAGCCGAAGCAACUCAAGCUUUGGAACUACUUGUGCCCUGAUGAACGGCAUAGAUCCAGCCAUUGUGGACAGAGCUGAAGAAUUGAUCCUGAUGGCAGCUCGAGGCGAGGAUCUGGUCCUCGCAUGUUCGGCAAUGAGUCCAGAUGAUGCUCAAAAUUACGAAGAAGCGGAACAAAUCGGCAGAAGAUUUAUCGAGAAAGAAUUGCCACACCCAGAGGACCAGCGUCGAGACGGAAUCGCUAUCCGAAGUUUUCUAAAUGAUGUUUUAGCUGUGGAUUGA